This is a messenger RNA of Notechis scutatus (mainland tiger snake), 1441 nucleotides long. The record is from RefSeq and is a predicted model, not a curated record. NCBI's taxonomy places the organism in Eukaryota, Metazoa, Chordata, Lepidosauria, Squamata, Elapidae.
CUUUACGGCAGCCCCCGAAACAAUCAUGGCGUCCGGAUUUGAAAGCGAGCGGGUCUUAGCGGCGCGUAAGGAAGAGAAGCGUCGCCAGCGCGAGGCGCUGCUGCAGCAGGCAAAAGCUAAUUAUGAAAAAGAUGAAAGACGCAAGGAACUGAAGCGAUUGCGAGGGGAAGAUACUUGGAUGCUGAAUGAUGUGAAUGAGCGUUUAGAAGAAAUGAAAAAGGAACAUGCUGUUACAAAGAAGAAGCAUUCAAAAAAACAUAAAAGGGAAAAGAAGAAAAAGACUAAAAGAGAAAAAACAGAUGAUUCACCUGAUACUAGCUCUGGUUCUUCAGAAGAAUGGGUGGAAGCGCCUGUUGCACAGUCUUCUAGCACUGUGCAGGCUUGGAAGGCGAAGAAAGAAGAAUCAGAAGAAACCGUGGAAAACCCUACAUCAAUUCAGAGGGAUGAAUGGAUGACCUUAGAUUUUAUGUCUGUGAAAACACUGUCUUCAGCAUCACUGAGGGCUGAAAAGCAGAAAGAAAAAAUAUUGAAGCAGCAGAAAGCACAGGAAAAUGAACAGUUGCUGCUUGCAGAAAGAGAACUGAACCCAUAUUGGAAAGAUGGUGGUACAGGCUUACCAACAGAAAUAUCAACAUCAGUAAAAGCAACAACAGUAGACGAUGGUGGAUUAAGCUGGCUAAGGAAAUCCUACCAGAGAAUGAAGGAGCAAUCAGAGAGAGAAAAACGAGACUUGGAAGAAAUUGUAGCUGAAAGAUAUGGGUCCGUGGAGCUAUUUCAGUCCAAGUUAAGAGAAGCUGAGACAGCUGCAGUCCACAAAGAAAAUGAUAGAAGGGACUGGCAAAAAUGCAAAUAUUCAGAAAGCAAACGUACUUCAAGGGAUGAUAAAGAGAAGCAGGAGGAAAACAACCUAGGAAGGUUUUCACUUAAAGAGAAGUAUGAUAAAGCAUAUUCUGAGGAACCAAAAAAUUACAGAGGAAACGAACAGACAGAAACCAAAAAAUCAAGGCCAAGUAAAGAAUUUACAGCAGCAAACUGGACUGGUACAACCAGAAAAGAUCAUCAUCAAUUAAAUCAUUAUGAGAAGCCUUUCUCAAGCUCCGUGAAAGCUGCAUUUCUGAAACCUAGCAAUGAUGGCAAUGAAAGAGGCAGACAGCAGAGAAUGUCAUCCCAAUUAUCGACUCCUCAUUUUAUGAGCUCCGGUUUCCGGAAACCUGUUUAUGAUGCUGACGUGACCCCAAGAUGGCGCAAAGCACAACCUAAGGAUGAAAUUGGAAAAGCAACUCCAAAUGAAAAAUCUCCCGAAAUGAAUAAGGCUGUUACCAGCAAGGAGGAAGAGCCAAAAGAGAAAGGAGAACAGAUCUCAGAAGCUGCAGUGGAAGAAAAGGAGCUAGUAGACAAUAAACCAUCAUGUUCCAGGUAUUUAGAUAUCUUCUUGUUUUGA